Venturia canescens is the source of this 746-nucleotide messenger RNA. RefSeq names its product Ubiquitin-fold modifier conjugating enzyme 1 (gene Ufc1). The record is from RefSeq and is a predicted model, not a curated record. Gene Ontology annotation, molecular function: UFM1 conjugating enzyme activity. Gene Ontology annotation, biological process: protein K69-linked ufmylation. Lineage: Eukaryota; Metazoa; Arthropoda; Insecta; Hymenoptera; Ichneumonidae. The coding region runs from base 94 to 603 and encodes 169 amino acids. The transcript is spliced from 4 exons. Gene Ontology annotation, cellular component: cytoplasm.
CAUGGUUGGGGAGCAAACAACGUUCCACGUUUAGUAAAUGCGAACGGAACGAACCUCGAGAGAAAAAAAACAAAUAGUUACAUACUUGUCACGAUGGUUGAUGCGUCGACGAAAAAAACAUUAAGCAGUAUUCCAUUGUGUCAAACAAAGGCUGGACCGAGAGAUAAAGAAUUAUGGGUCCAACGACUCAAGGAAGAAUAUAUGAGUCUAAUUAAGUAUGUACAAAAUAACAAAGAAUCUGACAAUGAUUGGUUUCGAUUGGAAUCGAACAAGGAGGGAACUAAAUGGUUCGGAAAAUGUUGGUACAUUCACAAUCUAUUGAAGUACGAGUUUGAUGUUGAAUUUGAUAUUCCUGUUACAUACCCGGUAACUGCACCAGAAUUGGCAUUGCCAGAACUCGACGGUAAGACAGCUAAAAUGUACAGGGGUGGAAAAAUAUGCCUGACAGAUCACUUUAAACCCUUGUGGGCGAGGAAUGUUCCAAAAUUUGGAAUUUCACAUGCAAUGGCAUUAGGGCUCGGCCCGUGGCUUGCCGUAGAAAUUCCUGAUCUUAUAGAACGAGGCAUUUUGGUACAUAAAGAAAAAUCUGAUGAACAAAAAUAAAAAUUCAAUUAAUACAAAUUUUAUUGGAACAGAAUAUGCAAUAAUCCUGAAAAAACAAACCACAACACAUCAACAAUGAAUUUAAUUUUUCUGAAAUAAGGAAGAAGACUAUUAUUUGAUGAAUAAAUUUAUAUAAAACUUAA